CCUUCAAAUCUCUCUCUUGAGAGCUGUGAUUCUCUAAUUCCAACUUUAUUCCCAAAAUUUCUCCGCUUCCCCAUAGCUUUGAGGCCUCCGUUUUUCCAGUUCUCUCCUCCCUAAUUUCUACCGUUUGUGAUUCUCAAAAAGUCCUGUGAUUUGACUAGCUGGGGUUUCUUUGAUCAAAAGGGAAAGCUUGAACACUGUUUUCCCGAGGGAGGGAAGCUAUUUUUCUAUUCAAUUCCAUUUAUUUUCUGAUUUUUUUUUAUCGAUUCUCUGAAACAAAGGGAAAAGGGAAGCAGGCCACCGGUCAACGCCGUUUCUCUACUCCGGAAAAGAUGAUGGGUUGGAUUCAAGUUUCAACUGCUGUGAAGAAGAGGAAAUCAGAGCAAGGAUUUUUCAUAACCAUGGCGACCUUUCACAUUGUCAUGUAUCCAUGGUUUGCAAUGGGCCACAUUACCCCAUUUCUUAACUUAGCCAACAAACUUGCAGAAAGAGGCCACAAAAUCUCGUUUCUCUUGCCGGCCAAAACCAAGCAAAAGUUUGAACCCUUCAAUCUCCAUCCAGACCUCAUUAACUUGAUUCCGAUCACCGUUCCUCAUGUUGAUGGUCUCCCCCCUGGCACAGAGACAACCGCUGACGUCCUUCCUCCUCUGUAUCCCCUCGUCAUGACUGCCAUGGACCUCACAGAACCAACCAUUGAAGCUUCCCUUCGUGAACUCCAACCCCAGUUCGUCUUCUUGGAUACCUGCCACUGGUUACUAGAGUUAUCACAACAAUUCCAAGAACUGGUGUUGGGUUUUGAACUUACCGGGUUACCAUUCCUGGCCGCCUUGAAACCACCAAUGGGAUUCCAAGACGUUGAGUCUGCAUUGCCGGAGGGAUUUGAGGACAGAGUCAAAGGAAAAGGGUUUGUUCAUGGUGGUUGGGUGCAACAACAACUGAUCUUGAAACACCCUUCCGUGGGUUGUUUCGUGACACAUUGUGGGUGGGGGUCGUUAUGGGAAGCUAUGGUGAAUGAAUGUCAAUUAGUGCUGCUGCCCCACUUUGGAGAUCAGAUUAUCAAUGCAAGAAUGAUGGGCGGAGAUAUGAGAGUGGGAGUGGAGGUGCAGAAAGGAGAAGAUGGGUUUUUCACGAGGGAAAGUGUGUGCAAGGCGGUGAUGGCUGUAAUGGAUGCAGAGAGUAAAUUGGGGAAGGAAGUGAAGGCCAACCAUGAUAAAUGGAGGGAAUUCUUAUUAACCGAAGGACUUGAGAACUCAUACAUUGAUAAUUUCGUUGAGAAGCUUCGUGGACUUCUAUGAUUUUUUUGAAUUAAAUUUGGAAAUAAAUAAAUAUGUUAUUUGUGC
Rubroshorea leprosula is the source of this 1337-nucleotide messenger RNA. The record is from the annotation of a GenBank genome assembly. NCBI's taxonomy places the organism in Eukaryota, Viridiplantae, Streptophyta, Magnoliopsida, Malvales, Dipterocarpaceae.